GCCUUUCAACACACUCUCGUCAACCUUGCAUCACAUUCGUCGCACCAUAGCCAUUGACACGUUGCCGACCCCGCGGAUUUCCAACUGGAAUAAAAGACAACAAAAGCGCAGGCCUUCGGGCCAGUCCCUUGCCAUGUCUCUCGUCAACCUCUCCCACGUCUGCUCGCAUCUCCAGAAUGCUUCGCUUGCGCGAUUGGGACUCACAUCGAUCCCCUACACACGUCUACAUCUUAGUCUCUCGCUACUGCUGCUGAAGCAAGGCUUCUUCUCCUCCGUCAAACUCGCCGGCCCAGCACCACCCGCCUCCAGCUUCCCAACCGGCACCCCCGACCACAACUUCAUCACAGCACACCCUCCCUCCGAGCGCCAUCAACACACACCGCAAGCCGCGCUCCAAUGGAUAACAAACCAGGGUCCUGCGGGGACGGCGGAGGGGCUAAGAGAAGAUGGGUUUGGGGACUCGGCGAUCGCGUAUGCAAUGGAAAAGCGGUUGAAGAACAGGGCGCAGCUGGAGAAGGAGGGGUGGAAUGAUGCCGUUGCAGACUUUUUAUUGAAAAACAGCUCGAAAGAUGCGCAGCAGAUGCGCGAGGCGGGACACAGCGAAGAAGCGAUCGCCAUCAUGGAACUCUACAGGCCUCAGGUCAAGGAGCGCACAGAGCUGGUACGGCGGUGGUAUGGUGAUCGAGAGGAGUUUGAAAGAAGCGAAGCAGAAGCCGAGACAGCUGGAACGCGAGCAGCAAGACCUUACGACGCUACGCUUCGACGCCGACUAUACGAGCAGGUCUCUCUAUUGGACUUUGACGUGCAAACGCUUCGCCACUUCGCUGGCGACAGCCGAUAUCUUACAUGGCGAGAGCUAGCCCUGGAGGGGGUUGAUGUCGACGCCAUGGGGCUCACAAUACCUGGUCAGGCUUUGGAACCUCCUGCGCCGAAGUCUGCGGCAGAUCCGUGGCAGCUGGAAGAAGAAGGCGUUGUCACUCAAGCAAAUCGAGCUUCAAGGCGGCUCUGGCUAGGCUUGAAGUACUACGACGGCCUGCCUGUGUUGCAGCACGCGAAGAUGGUGUCAAAACCUAAGAAAAGAAUCAACAUGAGCCCUGGGUACCUGGAAAAGCUGGUUCGCGGCCGAAACGCCGGUGAGGUCAGACCUUUGACCCAGGUGGGCGAAAUCAUGGCCGUGAAGACGGAUCUGGGAGUGCUGGAGAUUCGAGAGUGCGUGGAAAGGAAGAUGGGGGGCCAGAUCCUCUGCCGAGUUUGGUAGCCUGGAGGACCGCGGUCAAAAGCAGAGCUACCAUCCAGAACUCGGUUUUGGGUUACUGGCUAAGCUACAUCGCGAAAACUCCUCCGCUCUCGACGACCUGUCCAUCAGCGUUCGCGGGUUGACACGAGCGAGAAGGCUUCGUAUCCUCUACGGAUGCUGGGGACGGGUCAGAGCCGCCCGAGCAGAGGCGAAGCAGUCGAAGUAGCGAGAUGUACUAUCCGAGAGCGAUGCAUAUUUUACGUCCAGGCGGGUGAGACAACGAUGAAUAGACAAACACUGUAUUUUAUGCAAAGAUCCGAGCAAGCUGCCGGAUAAAGUUCUGUGCACGAUUCUACAUGAAUGAGAUCCGAGAAUGAGGGUUCUGGUGUAUAU
Molecule: messenger RNA, 1630 nt
Organism: Neohortaea acidophila
Lineage: Eukaryota; Fungi; Ascomycota; Dothideomycetes; Mycosphaerellales; Teratosphaeriaceae
Exons: 1
Coding region: 134-1258 (374 amino acids)
Biological process (GO): translation
Cellular component (GO): ribosome
Molecular function (GO): structural constituent of ribosome
Source: RefSeq, a predicted model, not a curated record